AAAUUUGCUUUGUGAUGAUUUUCAUGGAAGUUAUUAGGAUAUGGUAAGUCACACUGUCAAAUACUGUCAAGCAGCAUUGUCAAAGGGGUAGCUAAAUGUUUUUUAAAACAUUAAGUUCCUGCCAUGUCCCAAAAAAGUGAAUGUGUUGGCCGGGUGCAGUGGCUCAGGCCUGUAAUCCCAACACUUUGGGAGCCCAAGGCAGGAGGAUCUCUUGAGCCCAGAGUUUGAGACCAACCUGGACAACAUAGUAAGAACUUUAGCUCUGCAGACAUCAAAACAUUAGCCGGGUGUGGUGAUAUGCGCCUGUAGUCCCAGCUACUUGGGAGGCUGAUGCAGGAAGAUUGCUUGAGCCUGGGAGGUCGAGGCUGAAAUGAGCUGUGAUGGCACCACUGCACUCCAGUCCAGGUGACAGAGCAAGAUCCUAUCUCAAAAAAAAAAAAAAAAAGUGGAUGUGCACAGGUCACUCAAAGUUGUCUGUGACAUUCCACCACACAGAAGGGGGAGGCCCAUCAGGGAGGGCCCUGUCCUGCCCUGCCUCUGUCUUUUAUUCAUGAGCAGAGCAUCUACCCAGCCAGGGCCUGACAGCCCAUGGCCUACCUAAUAAAAGACUGAGGAGACCCAGAAAUCCCCCAUCAGGCCAAAGCAGGGUUGUGGGUUUUGAGCUAUCCCUUUCUCUAUGAAGACAGCCUAAAGGGAACUAGGGUAGGCAAAGAAAGGAUUCCAGAGCCCCAAUUUCUGCCUGUUCUAAGGAGGUUGCACACAUGCACAGGCACACAUAUACAUCCACAUGCACACAUGCACAGAAGGCAUGCACACGUGUACAUAUGCACACAUGCAUAUAUGUCAACGCAUACAUGUAUAUGCACACAUGUACAUACACGUUCAUGGGCACAAACGCACACAUUUACAUGUACACAUGCAUCCACACACAUAAGCACAUGCACAAAUGUACACAUACAGACAGUCACAUGUGCACACAUGUGCAUACAUGUACUCAUACCUGUACCCACAUGCACACAUAUACAUACACAUAUGCAGAGACGGGCACACAUACAUGCACAUGCACACAAAUACACAGAACAUACAUGCACCACACAGUACACAUACAUAUACCAAACACCACAUACACCUUCACACACCACACAUACAUGCACUGUGCAUACACACACUAUGCCAUACACACACACCACGCAAGCACACACACACAAAACACACACACCACUGCACAUACUGAACCUUACUCCAAAUAACCACUUAAAAAUCCAUGUGAGGCAGUGGUCCUGCAGUGGACACACCCUCAUGUCUGCAUCCAUCUUCAUCACCACCCUCUCUGGGGUCAAGCACUAAGGGACUCUCCCUCACAAUCUUCCAUCCUAGCCUCCCCUGGGUUCCCUCUGCUCUUGCCAAGCCAAGUUAGGUUUGGAGGAAACAGUGAAGUUGGCUGGGCCAAGGCUCCCUGGGUCAGCUGGGAGAUGGGAAGGACACAGGCUGCCCGAUAGCCCAGUGGCCUGCAGGGGGCCGCUCCAAAUACAGUGGGGUGGUGAAGCGCCCUGAAGUCAGAGAAGAACACAGCACACAACAGACCACUAGGCUCCAGCACUGACUUUAGGCACAUCCUAUAAAUUGAACCCCCGAGCACCACAAUUUCAGCUGAGGGUGCCUGCACUGACACAUGUAAGUGCCAGCACAGUGGCCUUAUUCUAAAAAUGUCAAAAUGUCAGCAGAUGCCAUGGUCUGUGCUGUUCAUGCCAGUGGCCAACUGCUGGGAGGAAUGCUGUGGGCAGCAGACGGCGUAGGCCCUAGGACAGCUCUGGAAAUAAGCACUGGCCUUUGGCUUCAACCCCAGGGAAGGGGAAACUCUUGUGAUAAUGUAUCACUGCACUGCAGUGUAAGAUGGCUUUACCACUAGCCUGAGCUGCAGCAGAGAAGCGGUUUAAGACCCUCGGGCUUGUCCUUCGGAGAUGAGGAGGGACUUUAGAACUGGUCAAUAAAUAUGUUCUCAUUUCAGGGAGGAAGGGAGCACUUUGAAAAAGGCAGAUUUUGGUUUUUGAAGUAUCUUUUAGUUUGUGAUAAACAAUGCAGUGUCUCUUUUCUUCUCUUGGUUACUCGCUGGUGGUCUCAGGGUGGAAAUUCAUCCAUGCUUCUGGGCAAGCAACCCUACCGAAUUAUUACCUCCUCUCUGGUGUUAGGCUGCAACAGGGACCAACACCUCUGUGUUGUGGGACCUCCCACCCCUUCCUGCUCCAUGCUCUGUCUCCUAUGGCCUGAAAUUUCCAAAGAGAAGCCCCAAAAAAGGCAUUUCACAGUGUCUUCCAGGAUAUGAGUCUGGAAGGUGGAGACAUGCUGUGCAGCACACAGUUUCCCUGAUUAAAUAACUUAGAAAACAUGGCCAAGUACAUUCACAGUGCUCAUUAACCUACUAAUAGCUCUAAAGAGCACUGUAACCAAGACCUUUUCACGGAGCUUUUCUAGCUCAACAUUUUCCUGACUUCUUUGGCCACAACCACUGGGUGCUCAAUACCUAUUAGCAUGAUAGAGUGCUGUUCCCCCCACACUCACUGGGAAAUGUGCUUAGGGAGCGUUAGGGAGGCAUCUCUAAAGUGCAAUGGUCAUUUGGUCCCCUGAAAUCACACCAAGGAAGCAGGUAUCUGUGUUCUUAUUAACUGGAAAGUCAACCCUGUCCUGUCAGUUCUCAAAGGUUAGUUUACACAUCCUAUGUUCUUUCACUCUCUCUCUCUCUCAGAUACACACACACACACACACACACACACACACACACACACACACACACUCUCUCUCUCUCUCUCUCUCUGUCUCUCUCCAGGACACAUAGAAUCAAUCUUUCCUCCAAAGAAAAGGAGGAAAUGAUGACAACAUUUUGGUAUAGAAAGGUGUGGGCGGCAAGACACCCAGGUGGCGAGGCAAGAGACUGAAGGCAUAAGCUGUUCCAGUAUAAUAAAGAAAAUAAUAAGAAUAAGAAUAGUUAUGCUAGAAAUAGAAUAUAGAUAUGAUUAUAUAUGAAUAUUAUUAGUCAUUAGCUUGUAGAGUUACUCUUUGUUCUGUUAUUAUAAUAAUCCCCAUUCUAGAAUUAUAACCUAGGAAAAACCAGGCCAUAUGGAGUUAGGAGCUGAAGGGACAUGAUGAGAAGUGACCAGAAGGCAAGAGUGUGAGCCCUCUGUCAUGCCCAGAUAAGGGCAACUAGAGGGCUCCUUGGUCUAGUGGUAAUGCCAGUGCCUAGGAGGCACUGUUACUUGAGCGGGAAAGGGAAUCUCCCUUUCCCUGGGGGAAUUAGAGAACACUCUGCUGCAUCACCUCUUGUGGGAGGCCUGACAUUAGCCAGGCCCAUGCACAGCCAUCCGGAGGCUUGAACGUCUCCCAGUGAUGCUGUGCUUCAGCGGUCACACUCCUUGUCCACUUUCAUGUUCCACUCUGUACACCUGGCUCCUCCUUCUAGAUAACAGUAGCAGAAUUAGUGAAAGUAUUAAAGUCUUUGAUCUUUCUGAUAAGUGCUUAGAAGAAACGAUGAUGUAUGACGUACGCUGUCCUCUCUCUCUCUGCCUCAGCUGCCAUAAAGGGAAAGGCCCCCUGUAUGGUGGACACGUGAAUUGUGUGACCUUAUCAAUCAUUGGAGAUGACUCACACUCCUUGCCCUGCCGCCUUGCCUUGUAUGCAAUAAAUAGCAGUGCGGCCAAGCAUUCAGGGCUACUACCUGUCUCUGCAUCUUGGUGGUAGUGGUCCCCCGGGCCCAGCUGUUUUUUCUUCUGUCUCUUUGUCUUGUGUCUUUAUUUCUACAAUCUCUUGUCUCCACACAUGAAAAGAAAACCCACAGGCCCUGUAGGGCUGGACCCUACAUCUGGCGCCCAAUGAGGAUUUCUCUUUCGUUUUGUGAAGGCGUGCUUCGAGUAUGGAACACGGUGGAGAGCAUCAACAACAGAUUCCUGAGAAUUGCAGUCAAUAAGCUUGGUGCAAAUCAGGCUCCUUUGAAGCCUCAGGGUCCCUUGAAGCCUGUCCCGCAGUUACUGCAGCAGCCUGGACCUCAGGCCCCUGAAAGACCUGCCCAGCAGGUAAUCUCACCCCAACCUGGCUUACAGGUUCUCAAUUCUUCCUCCGUUCAAAACCCUACCUUCUUUUCUCCUUCUGGUCCAGUCACUACUGCAGUUGCCACCACCGCCAUUGCUGCUCAUAAGCAACAAGUUUCAUACAUCCCUCAAGAUGAUACUCCUCUUAUGAGAGCCAUUGCGCAGGCAAGAGAAUUUGGGGCUCCUGAGGCCUGGCAAUUUCCUGUAAUUUUACCACCUCCUAUACCUGCCAUCCCUGUGGCACAAAAUCAUCCACAGCCAGCUGACCCUGCUCAGCAGGCGGCUGAUCCCGCGACUCCUCAAGAUCUACAGCCUGAGAAUCAGGUCCCUCAGCCUGAGAAUCAGGCUCCUCAGGCAAAUAAUCAGCCCCCACAACUGCCUGCUGCCAUGGCGCAGCCAGUUCCAGGUAUAUUUACAGUCCAGGCAGCAGUCCAACCAGAUCCUCUUCAUCCAGGCCAGGUUCAGCUAUGCCCUGCUACUUGGGAAAGUUUUUCUUUUAAAUUCCUCAAAGAUUUCAAAGCAUCAGUGAAGCAGUACAGCACCAACUCCCAUUUUGUUCGUUCUACAUUAAAGGCCCUAGCAGAAGGUAAACAUUUGGUGCCCUAUGACUGGAAAAUUCUAGCAAAGUCAGUCUUAUCUAAAUCUCAAUAUUUACAAUUCAGGACUUGGUGGGUUAAUGCUGUCCAGGAAUGCAUUCGUCUUAAUCAGGGCUCUAAUCCUCCUGUUAAUGUUAUGGCUGACCAGUUACUGGGAAUGGGACAAUGGGCUGGAAUUCGAAACCAAGCUAUACUAAAUGAUGAGGUUAUUGAACAAUUACGAAAAUGUUGCCUAGAUGCUUGGGAUAAGAUUCAGAAUGAUGGUAAAGUAUGUCGAUCUUUUACGGCCGUUACACAGGGACAACAGGAACCCUAUCCAGACUUUAUUGCCCGUCUUCAAGAUGUGACAGAGAAAGCCAUCGCUGAUAGCCAUGGCCAACAACUUGUUGUAGAACUUAUGGCUUAUGAACAAACAAAUGCAGACUGUCAGGCAGCUAUUUGCCCCAUUAAAGGCAAAAUUCCACCAGAAGGUGAUGUACUCUUCUCCUACGUUAAAGUCUGUGAAGGCAUGGGGGGAACUCUACAUACAGCAAUGGUCAUGGCACAAGCCAUGGCCACUGUUAGAAUGCCUGGAUGAUUCUCUGGCAAAUGCUUUCAAUGCGGCCAAUCAGGGCAUUGUAGAAGAAAUGGUCCUCAGCUUUCAGGCCACCAUUCUUUUCAACGCCAACAACAAAACCCUAUACAGCAACAAAUCUUGCCCUCCACUCUGUGCCCACGAUGCCGUAAGGAAAAUCAUUGGGCUGCUCAAUGCCACUCAAAAUUUGACAUUGAUGAUAACCCUUUAAAGCCAUUCAACAACCAGGGAAAUGGAAAGAAGGGCUGGCCCCAGUCCCCUCCAAACAGUGGGCAUUCCUCAACUCACAGCCUUUGGCUGCCAGCCAGAUGAGCACUUUCCCAGCCCAAUCCAUUCAGCCUGCCCCCAAGUUCCCACUUCAGCCAUUUGUACGACAGGAUCUAAUGACUCAGCCCCAACACAAAUCUCAGUACAAUGCUUGUCCCCUGCCACCACAGGCUCAGCCGCUGUAGAUCUCUGCUGCACUCGAGAUAUUUCUCUCUUGCCCAGAGAGCCACGUAUUGCUCUUCCCACAGGUGUGUGGCCGUUUGCCACCUGGCACUGUCAGCUUGCUUCUUGGUCACUCAAGCCUAAAUUUAAAAGGUGUUCAAGUACAUACUAGUGUAAUCGACUCUGAUUAUUCAGGUGAAAUUCAUAUUGUCAUUAGCUCUGCGGUACCUUGGUAUGCAGCAGCAGGAGACCGCAUUGCUCAACUUCUUACACUCCCUUACAUUCCACUAGGAUCUAGUUCUUGUAAGAGAACCGGAGGUUUCAGAAGCACAGACUUUCAGGGCAAAACAGCCUAUUGGGCCAGCAAGAUUUCUGAUACUCAUCCUGCGUGCUCCAUGCAUAUUCAAGGAAGGAAGUUUGAGGGAAUGAUUGACACGGGUGCUGAUAUCUCCAUUACAGCCUUACAUCAAUGGCCUAGACACUGGCCCAAAGAAUACAUGUCCAUAGCAUUAGUUGGUGUUGGUCAGGCUUCAAGGUUUAUGAAAAUUCCACUAUUUUACACUGUGCGGGCCCAGAGGGACAGACUGGUACUGUUCACCCCCUCGUUACACCUAUUCCAGUUAAUCUUUGGGGAAGAGAUCUUUUACAACAAUGGGGGACACAGAUUUCUUUCCCACAAGGUAAUUGCAGCCAACAAAGUAAAGACAUUAUGGCAAAAAUGGGAUUUGUUCAAGGUGCGGGUUUGGAAAAAUCAGCACAAGGUAUUACUGAGCCUAUUAUACCUAUUCAUAAAUCUGACUCAAUAGGACUUGGUUAUUCUUUUUAGAAGCAGUCACUAUCAAGCCUCCAGAUCCCAUCCCCUUAACUUGGAAAACUCAGAAACCAGUUUGGGUAAAUCAGUGACCACUCCCUUAAAAUAAGUUGGCAGCACUCCAUAUUUUGGUCCUUGAACAAUUAAAAUCGGGACACAUAGAGCAAUCUUUUUCUCCUUGGAAUUCACCUGUUUUUGUUAUCCAAAAGAAAUCUGGUAAGUGGAAAAUAUUUUCUGAUCUUAGGGCAGUAAAUGCUGUCCUUCAACCUAUGGCAACCUGGCUUGCCAUCCCCCAUUAUGAUUCCUGAGUAUUGGCCACUUAUCAUCAUUGAGCUUAAAGACUGUUUCUUUAACAUUCCUCUGGCCCCCUCAGGACUUUAAAAAAUCCACAGGCCCUGUAGGGCUGGACCCUACAGAAGGGUACAUAAUUUCAUGUUUCAUUAGAGAGUGCUUUUUAAGGCCACUUGUUAUUUUGUAGCUUUGCAAAAUUAAGCGGGGAAAGGAAGAAUGCUUUCUCAGAGCCCCACCCACCAAACCCAGCGAGCCUGCACUGCUAUGCCCAUCACAUCCCGACAGAUGACACAUGUCCAGCAUUUGCCUGAACCCCUACCUCACAGCCUGUUGCUGCCACCGCCCCCUUAUGGCACAUCACACAGCUAAGAGAUGCUCACAGCCCCCACGCAGCUCAGCUGGGGAUGUUUCCAGGAGCUAUUUUUCCUUAUUAGUUAAGCAUUAUUUUACCAAAGCCAUGAGUCAUAAGACUUUAAACAUCUGCAAAUCUUUAAGAUCUUUGAAUAACUCAGUUUUCCACGACUAUCAUCAAACUGUGAAACAAUGAGUGAAAAAUGUAUUUUGUUCGUAAACAACUCAUCCUUCUUCAUAAAAAUAAAGAGCCAAUGUCUCAUACUGUUUGUUCUCCACAGCUCAUAUCAAAUGACAUCAUAAAUUUCUGUCAACCAAGCCCGCUGGAACACAGUGAGGUGAACACGCCCCUUCUUGUGAACAGCUGCUUUAGUUCUUUCCUUCCCUGAAGCAGGAGUAGAGGGAAAACCUCAGCAUCCAAGGGUAGUGAACAGGUUAGGAAAUGGAGGGCCCAUCACUAUCAGGAAAAUGGUUUUGCUAGAGUCCUUAUCAAGUGGAUUGUGCCAGAAAGAAAGUGACCAUCAUAGGAAUAGGCAAGUCAGCCUUGCCAACUGCACAGGACAUGACCUUUCCAUUUCCUGAUGAACCUGGAGGUAUAAGGUCACACCCAUAGCAAUGGCUCCUCUCAUACCAAAAGCGCCUGGUAAAGCACACUUUCUGGACACCGGAUGUGUUCCCGGGGAUACCACCUGCAGCCAGUGGCAUCCAGGUGGGCAGACUUACACAGCAGCAUGCUGUCCCUUGGGGCAUCGGUCAGAAUUUAGGGACAUAAGCUGCCCAAUGCACCUCCAUCCAUCACCUCUCUUCCCCCUCUUCUUGCUUCUUUCAUUAUUCAACCUCGAAAUAAAAAAGAAAACAAGAUGCUUGGUCAAGCCAAUCCCAACUACCAAGACUUUAUACCUCAUGCUACUGUGUGCAUGGCAGGAAAUCUCAACAGAACGGGGGCGAGGAAAGACUCCUCGGACAGACCUCAGUGGACCAGGAUCUGAGCAGGAUUUGCUCGCCUUGGAAAUAAGCCAGACCUCCCAAGAUGGAGAGAAUUUAAGUAGAAGAGAUUCAUGAAAAGAAAAAUGUCGCCCAGUUAAUGCAUGGCCAUGAACAAACAGCCAUUUUAAUUGGCUUAUUUUUCUGCAGCCAAAACAUUAGACACUUGUUCAUUCAAUCUUCUCUUUUAAAACUAAUGAGAUAUCCAUUCCUUAAUGUCAUGCUAUGAAUUUUUUUCUCAGCAUCGCCCCAGUUCUUUACUCUUGAGCACUAAAUAGUAGUUUUCUAGAAGAUGCUUUUUUUCUAUUUGCUACCAGGGCUUCCCCUAAUGGGCCCGUGGGUUCGUCCUGUUCAGAGUCAGUACUUCUGUGUGUCAGGAUUUUAAAAUGCACGGUCUAAAGUCAGCAAGUGGGGCCUGUAUGCUUUUGUAAUGUCCUCCCAAGGAAUCUGUGUGUGUGUGGGAGGGGGUGUAUGUGUGCAUCUGUUUGUGGUAUGUGUGCGCCCGUUCAUGAUGUACGCAUGUGGUUUGGGGGGGUGUCUGUGUGUGUCCAUGUGUGUCUGUAUGUUUGCAUGCAUAUAUGGUGUGUGUAUAUGUGUGUAUCUCUGUGUUGUGUAUCUGUGUUUGUAUAUGUGUGGCAUGUGUGUGUCUAUGUGUGUAAUGUGUGCAUGUGGUAUGUGGGGAUGUCUGUGUAUACAUAUGUAUGCAUGUUUAUAUAUCUGUGUGUGUAUGUAUUUGUGUGUGUGGUGUGUUUGUGUGGCAUAUGUCUGUGUGCAUCUGUGUGUGGUGUGUAUUUGUGUACUUGUGUGUAUGCAUAUCUGCAUGUGUAUACCUGUGUAUAUCUGCAUGUGUGUGUGUAUGUGUAGUGUGUGUGGUGUGUGUAGGUGUACCUGUGUGUUUGUGUGUGGUGUGUGUGUGUCUCUGUUAAGCAGACGUCUUUGUCCUUUCAUUUUUCAGACCUUCGUAUGCUCCCAAUAUUCCUCUCAAAGUGAAAAUGAUCUUUUAUUGUUAACCAGCUUGGUCAUCGUUUUUCCCCAUUUGGGUCAUGGUGCGUAGAACUGGUUUUCCAUCUCGCUAGCAUCCACGGCAGUUAGCCCUUCCCCAGUGGAUCUGGACAUGACGCCCCCACUCCCAUCUCAGACUGCCUGCUAUUGGCUCUAUGAUAGACACCACCAUUACCACAGUAAAAAUAAAACAAUGGAGAAGCCAUUACUUAGGUCCCUAAAGCUCAGAACAGGCCAGUACACUUUUACCUAAGCCUUCAUGAGAGCCAAGCGCCUCCACUCACAGUGAAAGGUCUGCCUCUCCUGCACAGCCUAAGGAAGGACCCUGCCCCUGCCCCUCUGGGACGUGCAGAGGGUGGGAGGGCACUGAGCAGCACCCAUGUCACACCCAUGGGUGCUUUCUCAUGGAACCUGGGCUUGCCAGGACUGCCUGUCCUCCUUCAGACAGCGUCUGCCCUGCCACGGCCCGGAGUGAGAAAGCAGCCAAGCGGGAAGCAGGCUUUGAGCCUUGAGACAGACUCCAUCUCUCUUGUUUCUCACAUGGUCUCCUGCUGCAUGGCCUGAAGGAGGGGCGCCAGCCCAAUGACUCCCAGCACUCAGGAGU
Molecule: messenger RNA, 9721 nt
Organism: Symphalangus syndactylus (siamang)
Lineage: Eukaryota; Metazoa; Chordata; Mammalia; Primates; Hylobatidae
Product: endogenous retrovirus group K member 113 Gag polyprotein-like
Biological process (GO): viral process
Source: RefSeq, a predicted model, not a curated record